Messenger RNA from Egretta garzetta (little egret), 600 nucleotides. RefSeq lists its product as uncharacterized. The annotation marks the transcript as partial. The transcript is spliced from 4 exons. The record is from RefSeq and is a predicted model, not a curated record. NCBI's taxonomy places the organism in Eukaryota, Metazoa, Chordata, Aves, Pelecaniformes, Ardeidae.
AUGGCACGGGUGGACAGGGCCAAAACCUGCGGGUUUUGGUUGGAGGAGGAGAGGAUGAGACCUGCUGAGGAAGGAGGGUGUCCCGCCGGCGCUGCCCUGGCCCUGCUCGGCGUCCUGGUCUACCUGGGCGCCCUGUGCGCUGCCUGCAGACGGUACGCGCUGCCCGCAGCCCCUCUGCUUUCCCUCCUGGUGCUGGGGAUGGGGUUGGGGGACCCUUGGUGGCACGUGGUGGCUGCAGCCCAGCUGCAGGCCAGCCUGGAUUUCCCCUGCACCGCGUUCCCCAGCGCCGGUGCCGAUUCCCGGCAGAGCUCUGGCGUCAGCAUCCUCCUGCACCGCGAGCUGCCCCAGAGGGAGGAUGCCCCCCCGCCCCCCGCACCCGCCAGCAGCCAGGUUUCCCCCCCACGUGCUGGGCACGGGGAAGCCGAUUACGCCUGUGUCCGCAAGGUGAAGAAGACGGUGCCUGUGGAGGUGCAGGAUGGGACUGCGGCGGGGCCUCCCGCAGCGCCGCGGUGCCGGGAUGGCACAGAUGAUGCUCCCCGGGUGAAGCUGGAAGAGAUGUACUCGACGGUGUGCAAGGCCUCCAAGAAGAAAGCCCAGGAC